This is a messenger RNA of Nannospalax galili (Upper Galilee mountains blind mole rat), 5485 nucleotides long. It is a transcript of the gene Pdik1l, whose product is annotated as PDLIM1 interacting kinase 1 like. Lineage: Eukaryota; Metazoa; Chordata; Mammalia; Rodentia; Spalacidae. The record is from RefSeq and is a predicted model, not a curated record. The transcript has 3 exons. Bases 1241 to 2266 code for a protein of 341 amino acids. Gene Ontology annotation, molecular function: protein kinase activity; ATP binding. Gene Ontology annotation, biological process: protein phosphorylation.
CUGUCCUGUAAAAGCAGGGUCAGUAAUAAAGCUUGUGGGGUUUAGUUAGCUAUAUAAAGAAGUAACUCAGUCCCCAAAUAGGAAAAGUGCCACAAAUGGAAGACUAAAUGACAGGAUCCCCGGGGAGCAGUGACAGAGAUUUUAUUUCUUACACAGCAAUGGGGGCGGGAACAACCACCUUAUUAACAAACAGUAGGUACAAAAUAAGAAUAAAAAGGGGGGGGGUAAGGGUAUGUUUCUGGCAGAUGCUUACUGCUCUGUGUAGCUAACUAGCUGGCCAAUUGGUCCAGGCCCCCGAGCGGCUGUCAGUCAGGCCAACUGCUGCCAGGCUCUGAUUGACAGAAGAUGGGUAGCCCAACGUCUCCAAGGUCCGUAGUUUUGCCUGUCAAUCCCGGCCCACUUCCGACCUGUCCCCCGUCCACGCGCCCUCCAAACGGGAUCCCCACCCAAGUCCAGCCCAGCCAGGCCCGCAGCCGCCUCCAACCCGAACCCAGCCUGGAACUCCGAACCCGGCGGCCAGGAACAAAGAGGUUCUGGCUUCUUUAAGGGAGAUACCACCGCGCCAGUGGGGCAGGGGACAGCAUCUUCCCAGAUGAUCGCACCCAGCCCGCGUCUCCACCUGGGCAACUGCGCCGGCCGCAAACAUGGCUCAGUGACUCUGACUAAAGGUACAGCCUUCUCCCCGGCUGGGCGCACGCCUCCCGCCGGCCCGCGAGGAAGAAGAUGCUCCGGGCGUCCGGUCCCGGCGAACCCCACAAGCCAGCCCGCCGCUCAGUAGGUCGGCAGGGGCCGAAGAACAGGGUAGGCCGCGACCGGGCACACGGCCUCCGGCCCGGGCCUGUGUAAAUAGCUUCCCUGGAGCCCCGGGGCGUCCGAGUGCGAGCUAGAGCGCCGGCAGGUUCCCGGGCCGCCACCCCUGCGGGGAAGGACCGCGGUGGUGCGCUCUACUGCGUGCACGCAGCUGGCUACUCCCGGGCUCCGCGCCGCGCCGGGGUGGCCACGCCGAGCGCCAUGCGGACCUCGCCCAGCAGGGGGCGCUCGAAGGCGCAAGCGCGCUACGGAAAGCCGGAGGGGGUGGGGCCCGGCGCGAGGGGGUGUGUCCGCGUACCACGGGGGCGCGCGCCCGCCUCUGACUGGAGGCCGCGGCAGCAGAGGCGCGAGCUGCCCGAUAAUGGCGGCCUGCAGAGCUCAUGAGAAGGAGAAGCAGCGGCGGCUGCCCUGAGAAACCUCGAUCUUGAAGAUGGUGAGUAGCCAACCAAAGUACGAUCUAAUACGGGAGGUAGGCCGAGGUAGUUACGGUGUUGUGUAUGAAGCAGUCAUCAGAAAGACCUCUGCAAGAGUAGCGGUGAAGAAAAUCCGAUGCCACGCACCUGAAAAUGUUGAACUAGCCCUUCGUGAAUUCUGGGCACUAAGCAGUAUCAAGAGCCAACAUCCAAAUGUGAUUCACUUGGAGGAAUGCAUCCUACAAAAAGAUGGGAUGGUGCAAAAGAUGUCCCACGGCUCUAAUUCUUCCCUUUAUUUACAGCUUGUAGAGACUUCAUUAAAAGGAGAAAUUGCCUUUGAUCCCAGAAGCGCCUAUUAUUUGUGGUUUGUGAUGGAUUUUUGUGACGGAGGAGAUAUGAAUGAGUAUCUUUUGUCCAGGAAGCCCAAUCGAAAGACAAACACCAGCUUCAUGCUUCAGCUCAGCAGUGCCCUGGCUUUCUUGCAUAAAAACCAGAUCAUCCACCGGGACCUGAAGCCUGACAAUAUCCUGAUCUCUCAGAGCAGGUUGGAUACCAGUGACUUGGAACCCACACUGAAAGUGGCCGAUUUUGGCUUAAGUAAAGUUUGUUCAGCAUCCGGGCAGAACCCAGAAGAACCUGUCAGUGUGAACAAGUGUUUCCUUUCCACAGCAUGUGGCACAGAUUUCUACAUGGCUCCUGAAGUCUGGGAAGGACACUACACGGCGAAAGCUGACAUCUUUGCUCUGGGGAUUAUCAUCUGGGCAAUGCUGGAGAGGAUCACAUUCAUAGACACAGAGACAAAGAAGGAACUCUUAGGGAGCUACGUAAAACAAGGAACCGAGAUUGUGCCUGUUGGGGAGGCACUUCUGGAAAACCCCAAAAUGGAACUUCUCAUCCCUGUGAAGAAAAAGUCUAUGAACGGGCGCAUGAAACAGCUGAUUAAGGAGAUGCUGGCCGCAAACCCUCAGGAUCGUCCUGAUGCAUUCGAACUCGAACUCAGAUUAGUACAAAUUGCAUUUAAAGACAGCAGCUGGGAAACGUGACAUAGUGUUUGCAAGCAAGCAUCUGGAUGGUAUGCUGCUUCUGAUUCAACAGCAAUGCAACAACAUUACAUGGCCGAAAAAGAGUACAAAAGGCUAGACUCCACCUUCUAAAGGGAUACAUUUUAUUGUGGGGUAGUUUUUUUCCUCAUUUUUCUUAAUCCAAGCAGGCCAUUUUUGUUAGUAUGUUUUGAAUGUCUAUUUCCAAUGUGGGUAUGAUUUCUUUUUUAAUGAUCAUUGGUAGAAAUUUGGCAGAAAAAGUCUCUUAAGAACCGAGAAGAGUCCAAUUUUCUGGAAAUCUGUCUUUAAGUAUUUUAGACAUUCCUUGUCAGUAUUAGGCAUUUCCAUGGAAGAAGAGGUUUGCGUGCUGGUAAUGCAACCUUUGAAGCUUUGUAAAGGAAACAUAUAUGUAUAUAUUUAUGUAUAUGUAAGUAUGUGAAUGUGUGCAUUUUGCAUUCCAUAUGAAGAAAAUGCCACUUCUGUUUAAAUUAUUUGAUACAGGUUUGAGAUUUGCUGGUGAAAUCAGUGAUGAAAAAUAAACAAGCCUUCCCUCCCCUGUGCCCUGCCGGUGAAAACGUACUAGAGGGGAUUUUGGUUUUCUGUUUUGUUUCUUCUGUUUUCAUUUUUUUUUUUUUAAACUAUACAUCUUUUUUUGAAGACAUUUUGGAGGGUCUAAAAUGGCUGAUUAAACAUAAUUGACGCUACACAGUUUAAGGCUGCUGGAGUACGUGUGAGCUCCCCAGGGCCCUGUAGUCAGUCAUGCCGUCAUACGGUAGCAGGCUGGCAAGGAUGCCGGCCGUAACUAAGCACUCUUUUAGCUAAUCAAAGUGCUGCACUGGGACACAUGUACUUGAGCCGCUACAGUCUGAUACAGAUCUGAGGAUGGUAUUCUGUUUCUGAAAACAUUGCUAUAAGUGAACUGAUACUUGAUGUAUUAAUUUUUGAUUUUAAGACUUUUUCUGAGUCUCAGCAUAAAGUUGAAGAAACCAAAUGAGCUCCACCCUCACAUUGCCUGCCUUGUGGCUUCUUGUUGGAUCACUGGAAUCCCUCUCAUUCUGCACUGACUCUGUUCUCUCUGGUGUCCUUUGACAUGAUAAUGGGAGUGGAAAUCACUGUCUCAAAUAUUGGUUGUUUUUUUCCAAAGAGAUGAUACAUACAGAGUUUGGCAAAUACUGCCAUUAACUGCUUUUCAAGUAGAAAAGUUGUCAGUUUUAUGCAGCUGCUUGGUAUGGUCUGUGUUAGAAAGCAAGAGACUGUGGCUCCUCUUAAGUUCCAUUUUAGCUGUCUCCAGAUUCCUAAUGCAGGAGACUAAGGAAGAAAUGCUUUCCUAAACUGUAGUCUUCAAGACAAAAUAGAUCUUACCACUGUAUCUAGAUAAAACUUUAGAAAGCACCAGAAUCCCACCUCCCAUGGUGGAGAAUGAACUUAGAACCUUGGGCAUGUACCCCUCAAGCCUACUGGAAUCUUUAUAGAGCACUAAAAUCCAAGUCAGAAUAGGCGGAGCAUGGUGGCACAUGCCUUUAAUCCCAGCACUCAGAAGGCAGAGGCAAGCAGAUCUCUGAGUUCAAGGCCAGCCUGGUCUACAUAGUUCCAGGCCAGCUGGGGCUACAGGGAGACGCUGUCUCAAAAAAACAAAAAACAAAGUCAAAAUUGUAUUAGCAUAUUGAAAUUAAUAAUGGUUUCAUAGUCUCUUCAGCUCUUCAAACUUCCGCAAGUCUUACAGCCAUCCUGCCAUCAUUUCCCCCAUGUAAAGUGUGCUCCAAGGCCUGGGAUGUAGUUCACUGGAGAGGACUUGUCUAGCAUGCAUGAGAUGAUACCCUGGAUUCAAAGCCUAGCAACACUAAAUCAAUAAAUUGUGUUCAGAGGGCAGUCAAUGAUUAAAAACAACACAAAAAAAUUGGAGAAUGUAAAAUUUCUAGAUUCUGUUAUUUAAUCUAGAAGCAUAAGUUUUGAACUGAAAGGUGUUAUUGAAAUAAAACCUUGUCAAAUGAAAAAAAUCAUAUCUAUUUAAUAUGACUUUCAAAUUUAAAUAAAAUUCUUUUGGAGGCAGGCAUGGUGACACACGCCUUUAAUCCCAGCACUCUGGAGGCAGAGACAGGCAGAUCACUAUAAGUUCAAGGCCAGCCUGGUCUAUAUAGUAAAUUCCAGGCCAGCUAGGGCUACAGGGAGACCCUGUCUCAAAAAGACCAAAAAAUAAUUCUUUUGGAAUGAGAAGUGGAGAUAUACUGGAACUUCAUGGUAAUUGAUCGUGGGUUACCAAAUUAACACAGAUCUGACCAAGAGGAUUGAGUUACUGGAAAUCCGAAAUAGUGUCAUUUUAUUGUCCUGUUAAUAAUUUGGGCCAGGCGUGGUGGUGCACGCCUUUAAUCCCAGCACUCGGGAGGCAGAGGCAGGUGGAUCUCUGUGAGUUCAAGGCCAGCCUGGUCUACAUAGUGAGUUCCAGGACAGCUGAGGCUACAGGGAGACCCUGUCUCAAAAAGACCAAAAAAUAAAAAUAAAAAUAAAAAAAUAAUAAUAAUUUGGCCCUUUAUCAGACUGAUUGGUAGGUGACAGUAUCUCAGCUCUACAUUUGCUCUGCAAGUGCCUCUGAGCUUAGAGCUCUGGUUUCCUACUACAGAGUGUGGUUCUGCCUCACUUAAAAUAACGAAUAUAAUUUAGUUCGUCUCUUUUGUUUUGUCUGUUGCUAGGGAUCACACCAAGGGCCUUCUACAUGCUGCACAGAUGCUUUACCACUGAGCUCCAUCCCUGUCCCAAGUAUAAUUUAUUGUGAAAGGUUUUUACCUGUGAAAUAGAAUCCUUUCUUUCAUUAGGAGUAAGGGUGUGAGGUGAUCAGAAAGUUUCUUCUGGAAUUUUCUUUGUGUUCUAAAGUAGCUUAUGAUAUCAAGCAACAGGCUAGUAAUUUCUUGUCUUUGUUCUUUCAGUUGGGUAUUUAUUAAGUACCUACUGUGUGCUCAGCACUAAAGUUUAGUUGAUAACAAUUUAAGAAUGAUAUUUAGGGGGCUUGAGAGAUGGUUCAGCAGUUAGGAGCACUUGCUACCCUUGCAGAAAGUUCAGUUCCCAGCACCCAGCUCACAACCACCUAUAACUCCAGCUCCAAGGGAUCCGACGCCCUCUUCUGGCCUCUGCAGGCACAGCACACACACAUAGCACACAUACACAGACAUACACAUAAUUUAAAAAAAAAAUUUAAUGGCAUUUUAGCCAUGCACCUUCUCCAAUCAU